This is a messenger RNA of Neoarius graeffei (lesser salmon catfish), 1815 nucleotides long. It is a transcript of the gene parvaa, whose product is annotated as parvin, alpha a. NCBI's taxonomy places the organism in Eukaryota, Metazoa, Chordata, Actinopteri, Siluriformes, Ariidae. The record is from RefSeq and is a predicted model, not a curated record. The transcript has 13 exons. Gene Ontology annotation, cellular component: focal adhesion; cytoplasm; actin cytoskeleton. Bases 146 to 1255 code for a protein of 369 amino acids. Gene Ontology annotation, biological process: cilium assembly; substrate adhesion-dependent cell spreading; actin cytoskeleton organization. Gene Ontology annotation, molecular function: actin binding.
CAUGUUUCCGAGGGCAGGGCUAGAAAUAUCUGGAAUUCCGGUUCCGUUCCAGGAAUUUUUCACAAAUCCUACCGGAAGGGGUCAAGAAAUUAAACCCUUUUUUAUUUAAAAGUCAUAUUUGUUGUUUGAAUAGACCGUGUUAGUGAUGGCGUCCCCCCCGCCGAAAUCUCCGACUUCUCCAACUCCACUGUCCCCAAACUUCAGGAAGAAAGAUGAGAGUUUCCUGGGGAAACUCGGAGGAACUCUGGCCAGAAGGAAGAAGGCGAAAGAAGUGUCAGAGUUGCAGGAGGAAGGCAUGAAAGCUAUAAACCUGCCCCUAAGUCCCACACCGUGCGAGAUGCAUCCAGAAGACACCAUGCUGGAGGAGAACGAGGUUCGCACCAUGGUGGACCCCAACUCCAAGAACGACAGCAAACUUCAGGAGUUGAUGAAGGUGCUGAUCGACUGGAUCAAUGAUGUGCUGGUUGGUGAGAGGAUCAUCGUUAAGGACCUGGCAGAGGAUCUGUACGAUGGACAAGUCCUGCAGAAGCUGUUUGAGAAGCUGGCGGGAGAGAAGCUGAAUGUGGCAGAGGUAACGCAGUCGGAGAUCGCUCAAAAGCAGAAGCUCCAGACGGUUCUCGAGCGCAUCAACGAGGUUCUCAAGAUCUCCACCAGAAACACCAAGUGGAACGUUGACUCUGUUCAUGCUAAGAGCAUGGUGGCCAUCCUGCACCUCUUGGUGGCGCUGUCUCAGCACUUCAGAGCUCCAAUCCGCCUCCCUGAUCACGUUUCCGUCCAGGUGGUGGUGGUUCAGAAACGGGAGGGAAUCCUGCAGUCUCGUCAGGUUCAAGAAGAAAUCACAGGCAACACUGAGGCUUUAUCCGGCAGACACGAACGUGACGCGUUCGACACCUUGUUCGAUCACGCACCUGACAAACUGAGCGUGGUGAAGAAGACGCUCAUCACGUUCGUCAACAAACACCUCAACAAGCUGAACCUGGAGGUGGCCGAGCUGGACACGCAGUUUGCAGACGGAGUGUACCUGGUGCUCCUGAUGGGACUCCUGGAAGGAUACUUCGUGCCACUCUACAAUUUCUUCCUCACCCCUGAAAACUUUGAGCAAAAGGUCCAUAACGUGUCCUUCGCCUUUGAGCUGAUGCAGGACGGCGGCCUGGAGAGACCAAAACCCAGGACAGAGGACAUCGUGAACUGUGACCUGAAGUCGACUCUGCGUGUUCUCUACAACCUCUUCACCCGAUACAGACACGUGGAGUGACGACGAGACACGCUGACGGACGUUUAGUCUGCGGUUCGCUUCGGGAGAAUCAACACUACAGGGGUUUAUCGUGGCCGUGUUGUGUUGUACAGUGAGCCGUGCGAUUGCAGUACGAACACUGUGUUGCAUGUUGCUUUUUUGGGUUUUUCGGGGUUUUUUUUUUUUUCAGUGGGGAAUUUGAACAUGGCCGAUUCUGCAGCAAACUUCUCACACUGCUGUAGCGUUCGCUUGCAGAAUCUCUUCAGCGUGUCGGGUUUCUUCUUCACUCCAAGGUGUCUGAAAUAUAAAUAUAUGUGAGCAGAUUUCCUGUGUGAUUUAGAAAACAGUGUUGUGUCAGUGUGUGAUUUUUAAUAUGGGAAACAUUUCAGGUCCUUUUUAUAAUUCAAGCUUCAGAGACUAUACACACAUCAGGUGUGUGUGUGUGCUUUUGUUUGUAUAGAUGUGGAUAUUUGUGCAAGCUCAUCGAAAAGUCUCUCAUCUUCAUCAAACUGACUACUGAGAUAAACUUUGACUGAAUCAGAUUUGACUGAAUAAAUAAACUUGAAAUGAUUUCAUAACCA